UAUGGACGUUUGGGAAUCUGAUGCAUAAUCAAACACAAGAGUGGUAGACAGCUUUGUGAAGAGUGUCAUUAGCGUACAGCAUACAGUUUUAUAUAGAGAUACAGUUUUGAAGUCUUCUCCACAGCGAGGAAGCAGCACUGGCGAUGUAGACAGCGCAUCUGUUCAGAGCCGGCGGCACGCAGUGGAACGGUGUGGAACAUCACGGGGGUGAGUGCCAGAACCACGAUUUCCCAAACCAACAUUAAUGAAUAUGUCAAAAAAACGCGCCUUGUAUUAAGCUAUCAGACAUUCUGCAGCACAAUUCGGUUUAACUAAUCGGGACAAACAAGAGCGGGUUAUCCCCGUAUACGCCUCAGAAAUGAAUCUUUCCGACAGCCUCUGCAAACAUGACAACGCCGGGGUCUAUGGGUCUAUUGUGUUCCAACAAAACUUCACCGAGUACCCGAACUCUUGGACCCAGCAUAACAACGGGAGUGCAGCUCAGCUUCCGACUUUCUCCACCGCCGCCAAGACAAGGGUCGGCAUUACCUGUGUUAUAUUCCUGGUGUCCGCUUUCUGCAACCUCGCCGUUCUGUGGUCAGCCAGCACCAACAACAAAAGGAAGUCGCACGUGAGAAUGCUUAUAAUAAACCUGACUGCGGCGGAUCUGUUGGUCACUUUUGUUGUCAUGCCUCUGGAUGCCAUCUGGAACGUCACAGUUCAGUGGCUUGCGGGGGACGUUGCUUGCAGGAUCCUUAUGUUUCUGAAACUCCUGGCGAUGUACGCCUGCGCUUUUGUAACUGUGGUCAUUAGUUUAGACAGGCAGUCUGCAAUCCUCAACCCACUGGCCAUCAACGAAGCGAAGAAAAAAAACAAAUUCAUGCUCUCUGUGGCUUGGACCAUGAGCGCCUUGCUGUCAGUUCCACAGAUGUUCAUAUUUCACAGCAUUACUAUCACCGUACCACAGAACUUCACCCAAUGCACCACCAGGGGGAGCUUCAAGGAACACUGGCAGGAGACCACGUAUAACAUGUUCACCUUUGUGUGCCUCUUCCUCUUACCUCUGGCCAUCAUGAUCUUGUGCUACUCCAGGAUCCUCAUUGAGAUAUCAAAACAAAUGACAAAGGGAAACAUAUCUUCGAAGGAAGUGCACUUGAGGCGAUCAAAGAAUAAUAUUCCAAAGGCACGAAUGAGAACUUUGAAGAUGAGCAUCGGCAUUGUGACUUCCUUCAUUGUCUGCUGGACCCCUUAUUACCUUCUGGGGCUGUGGUACUGGUUUUCCCCUGACGUUCUGGAGGAAACCGUCUCCCAUUCCCUGACCCACGUGCUGUUUUUAUUCGGGCUGUUCAGUGCUUGCCUGGACCCCAUCACCUAUGGACUCUUCACCAUCCACUUCACCGGCCUCAAACGCUACUGCUGCAGCACCAGUAUAAUGAUGGAGUCAGAAACCAAUUCCACCAUGACCAGCUCCUUUAGGGGCUCAGCGUCAUCGUUCCGUAUGAAGAGGCUCACUGUGCUCGCUCACAAGACGCAAGGGAGUAGCGGUGCGAGGAACGAGCCGGAGAGAAAGACUGGCUACUACAGCAACGGCAACAGCUAUCUCACUGUCUACAAGGAAGGGACCAAUGACAGGACUCACUCAUGAUGUGAGAUCAAACCAGAGCAGGAUGGAAGAAAGGCUGCACUCUCUGCCCGAGUGCUUUGAGAAGAAAAGGAUUGGACAAGCACCCUCCAUGGGCACCCUGGACUGAUUACCUCCCCUGAUUCCUUCAGGGAUGUUUAAAAUGGCAAUCUGUAGGAAAGUCUGAUCUCCAGAUUAACCUGUGAAGCAAUUACUAAGGAGGAUGUUCCUCAUGAAACGGCUGUCAUUUUUUGCAGCCCCUGCCAACCAAGCACCUCCAAUCAGUCCUCUAUCAAAGCCCCUUGCAACAGGGAGAUGCAGAUUGUGUAUAUUGCACAAUACUGUCAGGGAGUCCAUCUGUAUAGCAAGUUAAUGAGGUAUGUGAAGGGUAGUCCAUUUACACAAAAGUGUACACUGCAUAUCACAGGUGUUUAUAAUGGUUCCCCGCAAUGGGAAACUCUUAAUCAGGUCCAUUCUUUAUGCCUUUGUCGUGAUUUUCUGUUAUAACUAGGGGUCAGCUCAAUGGAAUGGUCAUGGACAGACAGGACGGACAAAUGAAUACUAUCAGUUCGCAAGGGUCCCCAUUUUUUAAAUUAGGUCCCCAUUUUUUAAAUGAGGUCCCCAAGCAGGAUCAACCCUGACAUUAUUAAAAAAAGACACCUUAAGAACACUAUAAAGGCAGGGUUAGAAACGUGGGGCUCUCCUGUUAAUGAUUCAAAUGACUGCUGUACCACAUUAAGAUCUGUUGCUAAUAUAGAACAAUUGAAUAAACAUUUACUUUGUGUUUCUUAUGUUCCUACCAUAGCUUCAGUCUAUAUCUACCUCAAAUCACACAAAAAUGCCUCAGAAACUCGCUGUCACUGACAGUACAUUGAUCCCAGUCAGCCUCCCUGAAUCUUUUUCAAAGGUAAGAGGUUCUGUAAAUAGUUA
Messenger RNA from Polyodon spathula (Mississippi paddlefish), 2530 nucleotides. Its product is annotated as gonadotropin-releasing hormone II receptor-like. Gene Ontology annotation, biological process: G protein-coupled receptor signaling pathway. The record is from RefSeq and is a predicted model, not a curated record. Lineage: Eukaryota; Metazoa; Chordata; Actinopteri; Acipenseriformes; Polyodontidae. Gene Ontology annotation, cellular component: membrane. The coding region runs from base 359 to 1624 and encodes 421 amino acids. The transcript has 4 exons. Gene Ontology annotation, molecular function: gonadotropin-releasing hormone receptor activity; peptide binding.